Molecule: messenger RNA, 1553 nt
Organism: Gigantopelta aegis
Lineage: Eukaryota; Metazoa; Mollusca; Gastropoda; Neomphalida; Peltospiridae
Exons: 5
Coding region: 19-888 (289 amino acids)
Source: RefSeq, a predicted model, not a curated record
UUGCGAUUCUUGUCGUCAAUGAUUGAAGCAGAUAUUGGGGCAGACGAUGAAGAUAAUGACGUAGAACCGCUAACUCCAAACCCGAGCCAGGUGACACUGAGUGAGAGUUGCAUGUCAACAACAUCAGAUUUAUGUGCGGAGACAGACUGCAGUCAGAAUGCAAAGGAGAGGAAAAAGAAAAGGCGAGCAGAGGUCCAGCUACUUCUGGAAUACACAAGGGACAUGUUCCAUCGUCUCUGCAUGAAGGAGAAACACCUACAGUGCUUAGUCUGCAACUCACACACUGAAAACGGAAUUGAACAACGAACAAGGAAGAAAUCCAAGACGAAGGAGACGGACAAGUCCGUGCAGGAGGAGCUGGGCCGGGUCCUGGAGUCCCUGGGGAGCGUCCUGUGUAAGCGACUGCUCUGUCUCGACCGGCGGGUGUUGAGGGGAGUCAUGUGCAGAUCCAAGGAGGGAUACCCGCUCCUUACAGGAACCAAUCAACGGCGAAAAAAGAAGAUACAAACGAGAAAACGACGUGGAAAUCUUCAGUUACUGUUGGAAUCGUCCGGGAAUCUUCUGUCACAACGGCUUCGCUGUUUAGACGGUCGAAGCUUGAAAGGGUUAAUAAGCAAACCUAAAGCUGGACGCAAACACAGAGCAGGACAAGACAAAAAAGCAAAACCAGACAAUGCAGUGAAAAUUGGAACAAAAAGAAAGAAGCAAGAACUUGAGUUGUCUGAGCCAUCGCAAAGCAAUGCAACUGGUAACAAAGAAGAACACCCAAGGAAGAUACUCCGCCCAAAAAGAAAGUCCACUUUAAUUCAAUUGUCGUAUGCUGUAGUAACUAAAUAUUUCCAGGUUUACACCUUAAAAAAAUAUAUAUAUGAAGUGUUAUUUAUCUAGGAAAAUAUUUAAAUCUCGAUUCACUCUUUUUCAAAUGUUUGUAUCCAUACUGACAGAUUAGGCCUUCGCUGUUUAACAUUGUCCUUCACUGUUAUGAGUAUGUCAGUCAGUAUUGUUGAAGCAACUCAAUCAACUGUUCUAUCUACAUACCCUAAAAUCCAAAAUGUUUCUGCGAUAACUUAAUGGACUCUAAAAUGUUUUAGGAGUAGGAUCAUCUGUUAUAGGAGUAAGAUCAUCUGUUAUAGGAGAAGGAUCAUCUAUUAUAGGAGUAAGAUCAUCUGUUAUAGGAGAAGGAUCAUCUGUUAUAGGAGUAAGAUCAUCUGUUAUAGGAGAAGGAUCAUCUAUUAUAGGAGAAGGAUAAUCUUUAUAGGAGAAGGAUAGUCUACCGGUAUUAUGGUAAUAGAGUCAUGUUUUAUAGGACUAGGGUUAUAUAAUGUAGAAGUAGGAUAAUCUUUCAUGGGAGUAGGGUAAUCUCUUAUAGGAUUAGGAUCAUAUAUCACAGGAGUAGGAUAGUGUAUUACAGGAUUAGGAUCACACAGGGAUAUCAGGGCCGUAGCUAGCAGGGGGCAGGGGGCAAGUGGGGCAGUUGCCCCCUAGAAAAAAUUCGGAAAGCACUAUAGAAACUUAAAGAAAAGGAGUUUUAGACUAUUAACUACUCACUUGCC